AUGCUGGCUUCGAUGAACUACAAGUCACCGUUGUGCAGAAAACACCUUGAAAUUGCAUUGACCGCCAGAAAUAGGAAAUAUGCCACAAAGUUCGCCGAGGUUUUUAUUUGUUGUGAUCAAUGUAAGUUAGUUACAGUACAGUGUUUCGCAAGUAAAGUUAACAACUUUGCUGUUGGGAACUUGGAAUAUUCUUUUAGGUUAUAAUAUGACGCAUUUGAAUCUUACUUGUUUUGUUUGGCAAAAUAUAUGUGAAUGUAUUGUAUCAUAAGUAAGUGUUUCUUCAGCUGAUCCGAACUUGCAAGAAAUGGAUUGGUUAAUUCAGUUAUUCUUCGACCAGUUAGUGGAUCCAUCGCCAAAAGUACGACGACGUGCUAGUAAAAUAUUGCAAAAAUGGCUUCCGGUUAGUUUUUUGGUUACUAAAGAUACAAACUAUCUUAUAAUAUUUUGAUUUUUUACUUUAUUAUACGUAGUGUUUCUGUUUUACUUGGACAUACACACAGGUUAUAAGCUGAUGUAAAGAAUUUGUAUAUUGCGAUUAAGGAUAGAUUUGUUGCAGUGCUACAUGACUUAAUAAUAUCAGCGUUUUUAGAAAUAUCCACGAAAGUUGCAUUACAUGGAAAGACUUCGAACAACAGAUCUGAGUGAUGUUGGAUACUUGAUCAGAGCUGUUUUAAUGACUGAUGAAGAAUUGGUGAAGCAGUACCAUAGAAGUGCUGCUCAUGCUGUGAAACGAUGGAUGGAGGUAUGGUUUUACAUUUUCUUUUAUAUGAGGUUGAUUAGGUUGUUUCAAUUUUUUUGGGUAUACUGAUGUUUUUUAUAGAUGUUCAACAAUAGUUACAUUUCGAUACUGGAGGAUGACUUACAUCUUUGCCUGGGCUUUCCAAAAAGAAGUGUUGACUACAAUUUUGCGCGGCACAGCACGGUUCAGAAAAAGUGAGUAAUUUUUGUAACAAUUUAAGAGUUUAAAAUUUUAAAAUGGGCUUAUUUUAGGAUUCCUGAAAGUUUCCUAACGCCGUGUCACUUGUUCGAUUCUUUGUCACAACAUGAAUUUGGUCGAAAUCUUCUUCUAGAUGCUAAUAGAGAGCUGUGUGAGCGACUUAAGACAUCAGUAGAUUUGAACAAUGUUGAAGAUAUGAAAGGAGCUGUUAUUGCUUUGGGGUUUGUCAUUGGAAAUGCCGACGAAAGUAAGCUAUUAAUUUUUUUGUAAUGCAAUAUUAAACGUUUAUAAUCUUAUACAGUAUAUAAAAAUUUUUGGAUGAAUGUUGUAUUACUCGGUUAUAAAAACUUUUUGUUUAAAAUUUGAGUUUGAUAUCUCAGUUGAAAUGAAGCUUGAUUUAAUGAUUAUUUUCAGAAUACGUGGAGUCAAUAGCCGACUUUAAUGUUGCCGAACGCAUUAUCAAAUUGGCCGAAACCUGUCCUUAUAUGGGUCUUCGUGUUAUUGCAUUCUUUGCAGCGAACAUGAUGACCAAAUCAGAGUACGGGAUCACUCAACUGAUCAGAUGUGGCUGGGCAGUUAACAGAAGACCUGAUUUACAUCUUCAACAUGAGAUUGAACUGCGAAAUGCCAAUUACGGAACACCAGAACAACCGGCACUAAAAGAUAGUUUGGAUAAUGAAGAAGCACAAAAUAAGAAGCCGGAGGUUGAGAUUUUAGAAACGAAUCCAUUUUACAACAAUCUUAAAGACGUGAAGGAUAGAAGGAAGGUUAUUGAGAAGCGGUAAGUCAAUUUUUUAAUAAUAAAAAUGUGAUUUUUUACAUUAUAUCAUAUUGUUUGUUAACUUUAUAAUAAAAAAUUAUUUUUUAUACAGUUUAAUGUUGAAAAAAAAGAAAAAUUUUGGGCUCAGCCGGUGAUCGAAACCGAGGCCUCUCGCACCCAAAGCGAGAAUCAUACCACUAGACCACUGAGCCGCGACCUCUUGUCUACUCUCCGCUGAUAUCUUCUGAAGCGACUUCAAAAAUCCAAAAAGGUUUAGCGUGAAACUUAAAAAACAUCUGCGCAAAUAAAAAGUAAUUCUUAACAAUUCACUUUAGGGUAUAUCCGACGCCGCUUAAAAAGGAUGUCGCGGCUCAGUGGUCUAGUGGUAUGAUUCUCGCUUUGGGUGCGAGAGGCCCCGGUUUCGAUCACCGGCUGAGCCCAAACUUUUUUAAAAUUAUUUUUAGAGAAUCAUGCACAUGUUUUAACACCUAACUUGUUUUACAUAGCUUUUAUUUUAAUUUUUGAAUAUUAAGACAUAAUUUUUAGAGAACCUACUACACCACCUUUGGAUAGACUUGAUAUAGAGUCAGACGAGUUAGCAAUAAGUAUCAAUGAAAACUUGAACUCUUUUUAUAUGGAUGUGACAUCGGUAAGUGGAGAGGUAAAACGUAUUAUAAUAUUUUGUAAUUUUUUUUUGUUUUGGUUUUUUAAAUGACGCAACUAUUUAUUAAACUUGUACGUUGUUUUAUAAAAUCUUAUGCUUUUCAGAGUUCAAGUCGUCGUGUUCAAUCAGAACUUAUGUUUCCAACAGGCUACAUGAGGACAGUCGACUUUUAUCGACCGCCAACUGAUCCAGUUAAUGAGUGUAAUCUACAAGUUCAGAUAUUGUGUGACUCUGUAAAACCGGAGAUCGAUACUUAUCGUGCUCUUACCGAAGGACUCUCGGAUGAGCAAGUGGUAGAAAUGCAGGAAAAAGCCCAAAGAAUGAGCAUGGCUAGAUUGGGAAACUUGAACAACAGUCAUGCUAUCACUUUACCAAAAACUCCUUCUAACGUUUUAAAGGUAAACCAAUUACAGCGUCUGACGUUAAUUUUUUUGUUUUCUAAGAUUUCAGUUUCAAAAAAAAAGUUUGGGCUCAGCCGGUGAUCGAAACCGGGGCCUCUCGCACCCAAAGCGAGAAUCAUACCACUAGACCACUGAGCCGCGACUUCUUCUUUAAGCAGCGUCGGAUCUACCCUCAAGGAAUUUGUUAAAAAAUUAUUUUUUAUUAGCGCAGACGUCUUUUAUGUUUUCUGCAAAAUCUUUGUUGGGUUUCUGAAGUCGCUUCAGAAGAUAUCAACUACGAAAAGAAAGGAUUUUGCGGCUCAGUGGUUUAGUGGUAUGAUUCUCGCUUUGGGUGCGAGAGGCCCCGGUUUCGAUCACUGAGCCCAAAAUUUUUAAUAUAUUUUAAUAAUUGAAAAUAUUUUUUAAUUUUAUUGAUUUCUUAAUUUUACCAUGUUUUUAUACUAUUACAACGUUUAUUUUACAAUUUUUUCAGAAUGUUUUUGAUGUGAAGUAUGAAUCAGAACGUGAUGAAAGACCUCACAAGUGUACAAGGAAGGCGUAUCUCAAUUUAGAGUUUGUGAAUAAUCUUGAAGGUGAACUAGAAAACGACGAACUCAAUGAAACGAAUAAUGAAGAUGACAAUAUUGAUCAAAAUAAAAGCUCUACUUCUACUAAUCAAUGUCAAGGUGGAACAGAUGAUAAUGAUAACAAAAAACAUGAAGAGAAUUUAGAUGAUGAACAACAUAAGAGUUGUAGUAAAACUAAGGUUGUGGAAGGUGAUAUUGGUGGUAAAAUGCCAGAACAAAAAUCAGAGAGCGAGCAGGAAGAUGUUGUUGCUGAAGUUAAACAUGCUCAAGGACAGGAUGAUUAUAAUGGACAAAAUUCUAAUGAACUAGAAGGCCAUGGUGAUAACGAAGAGGUAGAAAGUGCAGCUACGGAUACACAAGAAGCAAAUGAUCAAGAUACUGUGGCUCAAAAUUUAAAAAGUGAAAGCAGUGGUACUCAAGAGGUAAAAGAUGAAGGCACUUUUACUCAAAGGAAACCUCAUGUUGAAGUUGAGCAGUACGAAGAGGACGAGUUAACAACCCAAAGCGCACCAGAAUAUCCGAUACCAGAGACAGACUAUUCAGAAGAACAAAACUUAAGUGAAGAAGGCGAUAGUAAAAGUGACAUAGAGGAUGAAUCUAGUCGAAGUUGUCUAGUACCUAGUGGACUUGUGUUUGGAGCUAGAGUUCAGAGGGAGAAAGGCACGAGUGAAGAUGAGGAUGAACCUCCGGAACCGGAUGAAUACGUUGGUGAAGAUGAACAAGAGGAACGGAAUGAAGAAGGUGAAGAAGAAGGAGCGCUUGAAGAGAAAGAAGAGGCUUUUAAAGAGGAAUCUGGUGUAAGUGAACAUGAUGUAGUUGGAGAUAACGUGACUGAAAUUAAUGUAGCCAAUGAAAAAGAAGAAGCGAAUAUGUUUAAUGAUGAACAUAAUGUAGUUGAAAGUAAGGUAGAUGAAAAUGCGACUGGACAUGAUGUAGCUAAUAAGGAAAGAGAAGAAGAAACAGUUUCUAAUGUUGAACAUAAUGUAGUUGAUGAAAAUAGACUAGAACAAGAAGAGCGGGUUUCUACAGUUCGGUGUAGUAUCGCUCAACCUGAGCUAGCGGACUAUGUGGCUGAACAUGAUGUAGCUAAGAAGAAAGACGAAGAAAUAAAUAUUUUUAGUGUUGAACAUAAAAUAGAAGAAAAUGUGACUGGACAUGAUGUAGUUAAUAAAGAAGGAGACACGGUGCCUAAGAUUGAACACAUAACAGCUGAACAUAAGAUAGAUGAAAAUGUGACUGGAAGUGAUGCAGCUAGUAAGGAAGGAGAAGAAACGGGGUCUAACGCUGAGCAUAGUGCAGCUGACGAAAAGAGAAGUGAAAAAGAAGAGCAGGUUUCUACAACUGGACGCUACCGUGAGGUAGCUGAAAAUAUGGCUCAACAUAAAGUAGGCAAGGAGAAAGAAGUAGAAGAAAAGAUGCCCAAUAUUGAACAUAACACAUCUGAACAUAAGAUAAUUGAACAAAGUAUAGCUGAAAAGGAAAAAGAGGAAGAAAAACUAACCAAAGUUCAACAGAACGCAGCCAAAAAGAAAAGCGAUGAAGACAAGUGUAAGCCCAAGAUCUAUGAAUUUGAAGCGAAGAAGGAGGACACGUUCGAAGAUGGCGGAAUAUGGUUGGAGAAGGCACACAAUGAGAAGAAGUGCUUCUACUGUGCUAACAAAGAACAUUUGUGGAAACUAUACUUUGCUGUCAAGAUACCAUCACAAGAUGCUAUUGAACAGUACGGUGAAAAGAGACGACGAGUUCUGAGGCUGAUGUUUAGUCUUCGGAUUCACGAAAAGGCUAGAUACAACAAGUUGGCAGAGUAAGUGAAACCUUUAGAUAUUAUUAAUAUUGUUCCAGGUAUUUAGUAACUAACUAUUUAUUAAACAAAAUUUCAAACUAGUAUUUAUAUACAUAGCAUCUUUAUUAUAUGACCAGCAAUUUAUAUUAAAAAUGGUUGUUUAUUUGAUUAAAUUGUAGGUAUCAUCAAAAGUAUCGACCGUUAUUUGAGCAUCCUUGCAUGUAUUCUGACGCCGUUCACGUCCUAGCUGAAUGUCAUUUGAACAGUGAUGCCAGGCGUUUCAUUCAGUCUUUGUUCUUCAAUGUCUUUGAAGCUUCGCCGUUAACACAGUAUCCAGAACGAUGGAGUUUUAACCGUUAG
Molecule: messenger RNA, 5471 nt
Organism: Bursaphelenchus okinawaensis
Lineage: Eukaryota; Metazoa; Nematoda; Chromadorea; Rhabditida; Aphelenchoididae
Source: the annotation of a GenBank genome assembly